Lactuca saligna is the source of this 4206-nucleotide messenger RNA. Lineage: Eukaryota; Viridiplantae; Streptophyta; Magnoliopsida; Asterales; Asteraceae. The record is from the annotation of a GenBank genome assembly.
AGGGAGAACAUGAAAGAUAAUGGGGUUUGAGAGAGAAGUAAAGCAAAGCUCAUCUACAGAAGACAGCUAUUAAGUUUAGGAACCGGCAAUGUUGCUUCAUUUUUGAAACCGAAUCGACGAUCGCUUGUCAGAAUCCAAGAUCUUUACAUUUACAUUGCAGUUACAUAAGGGAUCUUUGAGGCUGCUUACUGAUAUCUUGUAUCCUAUGUUAAAAGAAGAUGGAAUUGGACAUGCCUCUUGAUUACGCAGCAUUCCAACUCUCACCAAAACAUUCAAGAUGUGAAUUGAUUGUUUCCAGUAAUGGAAACACUGAAAAGCUUGCAUCAGGUUUAGUGAAGCCAUUUUUGACACAUUUGAAGGUUGUGGAGGAACAAGUUGGAUCCUCAGCUCAAUUCAUUAAGCUUGAAGUUGAUAAACGUAAAAAUGUGGACUCAUGGUUCACAAAGGGAACACUUGAGAGGUUUGUUCGUUUUGUUAGUACACCUGAAAUUGUAGAACUAGUGAUCACCUUUGAUGCUGAGAUGUCUCAACUAGAAGCAGCACGUAAAAUAUAUUCACAGGGAUCAUCUGAUCAGCUAUCGAGUAACUUAGGUGAUGGUAGAUCAAGCACAGCAACUAGGGCUGAUGCAACAAAGAAGGAGCUUUUGAGGGCAAUUGAUGUAAGGCUGACAGCUGUGAAGCAGGAUUUGAAUACAGCUUGUGCACGUGCCACUGCUGCUGGUUUUAACCAUGACUCAGUAGCUGACCUCCAGUUGUUUGCAGAGAGGUUUGGUGCCACUCGCCUAAAUGAAGCUUGCUGUAAAUAUAUAUCACUCUGUGACAGACGUCCAGAGUUGUUCAAAAAUUCAUCAAAAUCCAGCUUUAAAGAUCAAGCCAUCCGGUGUUCUUACAGCUCAGACAUGUCUAUAGAUGAUGAACCACCACCUAUCACCACUGAGCAGUCUCCAUCACCUACACCAGACCAAUCUGCUAAACCUGCCAUCACUUCUCAGCCACCCAAACUAAAGAAAGAAGAGGCUGGUGGUGGUGGUGUGUCUGAGGAGCCCUUUCCUCAGCCACCGCCCACCCAGCCAUCUUCUAGGCGGCUCAGUGUACAAGACCGGAUUAAUCUUUUUGAAAACAAACAGAAAGAGGUUGUUUCUGGUUCUGGUUCUGGUUCUGGUUCUGGUUCCGCCACCGGAAGUGGCGGCAAACCCGCCAUUGUUAAGCCUGAGCUUCGUAGGCUUUCAUCUGAUAUUUCAGCUCCUCCACCUUCUGUUUUGAGAAGAUGGAGUGGUGCUAGUGAUAUGAGCAUUGAUCUAAGUGGAGAGAAGAAGGAAGCUACAAACGAGACACCAAAUUCUGCUAAAACAGAGGUCCAAAAAGAUCAAGAUCAGCCUCAUGUUUCUAAGAUGGAGACAAGUUCUGGGACACAACCUGAAGAAUCUGUUUGUUCUAACCAACCGGGGCCCACUUUGGAAAAGACUCAAUCUAUUUCAUCUGUAACCAAAUUGGAAGAUGAUUCAUUGGAAAUGAAGUUAAAACUUCCUACCAAGAUCAAGUCUUUUCAUGGUGGUGUGUCAAAUCAAGAAGAGUUCAAGCCUAGAGUUGUUGAAACUUCACACCAUGAAGCGGAUACAAGAUCAUUAGAGUCCGAUUCGAAGCCAGUGAAUUUAAAAGCUCCUGUGAAGAACACUGCAAUAGAGAAACAACCUGGGCUCCAAAAAACAAAGAUUCAAAAGAACGAAAGCAGAUAUAUUGAUGGAUAUAGUAACACUAACACUAACACACCACCUUCUGGUAAGCUUUUGGGAUCAGGGUCAACAACAACGCCAUUAGAAGCUCUUGGUGAACAAACACAAACACAAACACAUAGGUCAAGACAAUUGAAAGGGAAUCAAGAACUGAAUGAUGAGCUUAAAAUGAAAGCAAAUGAACUAGAAAAGCUUUUUGCAGAGCAUAAGCUUCGAGAUCAACCUAAUUAUAACACACAUCAAAGUAAGCCUGUUGUUUCUACUCAGGUUCCUGAACCAACUAGGGUGGUGUUUAAAUCUCCUAUUCAAGUGGAUGAUCAGAAUCCCAGAGAUGGGCUUCAAAGAAGUAUUUCUGAGAUUGGAUUUUCCGACGAAUCAAAAGGAAAAUUCUAUAAUAGUUACAUGAAGAAAAGAGAGGAAAGGUUAAGGGAACAAUGGGGUUCCAAUAAAUCAGAAAAAGAAGCUAGAAUGAAAGCCAUGCAUGAUAGGCUUGAGCACAGUAGUGCUGAAAUGAAGGCCAAACUUUUGUUUUCUGCAGAUAGACAAGACCCUAUGUCAAGUGCUCGUAGACGUGCUGAGAGAUUAAGGUCAUUUAAUGCUCGAUCAGUUAUGAAGCGAGAGAAGGGAUUAGAUUUUGGGCAGCUUGAAGAUGAUGAAGAUAUAUCUGAAUUUUCAGAGCUGAAACUUAUGAGUAGUAAUGGUGUUUCUAGGAAUGUUCAAGGUAAAAAGCCAUUACCUGUGAAAAAUCCUUCUACAUCCACACCACGGACCCCAUCUGCACCAAUUCUUCCAAGGUCAAAAGUAGCAUCUGCUUCUGGGAGUGGGAGGCGAAGGGCACAAUCGGAAAAUCCUCUCGCACAAUCUGUCCCUAACUUUUUAGACUUGCGAAAAGAAAAUACAAAACCAUAUUCUGUUGCCAGCAAGGCAGCUGCACGAAGAAACCAUACUCAUACGCAUACGCGUAGCAGAAGUACCAAUGAGGAGAUGCCAGCUGUCAAGGAAGAGAAAACGGUAAGGUCUCAGUCUUUAAGGAAGAAGUCCCCAACUCCUCCUGAGAACAUGGAACACAAGUCUUUUCAUAGGAGGAAUAACAGCAUAGGUGGAAGUGGUAUUGGAAAGAUGAAGGCGUCAAUGGUGUCUGAAGUUGUUAUAAAAAAAGAAGAAGAAUAUGAGCCAGAAGUGAUGGAAGAAGAAGAAGAUGAUGAUGAAGAAGAUGAGGAUGAAGAUGAAGAGUUUGAUACCAUGGAAAUGGAAGCUCAAGAUGCAGUGGAGACGGAGUCGAAAAGCGAGAGUUUGAUAAACUCUGAACCUGGAAACGGAAACGAAGUUGCCUCACAGACAUUUUCACAAACACCUGAUGUGCAAGAUUCACCUGGUGAAAGCCCGAUGUCAUGGCAUCAUCCUUUUUCCUCUGAUAAUCUAGAAUCUUGGAAUCUACAUGGUCUUAAUUCAUCAGAAGCAGAGGUAGCUCGUAUGAGGAAGAAAUGGGGAAGCACCCAAAAGAAUAUUCUUGUUGCCAACUCCAACUCCAACUCCAAUUCUUCUUCUGGUGUUCAAUCUCGUAAAGACAUGACAAAAGGAUUCAAAAGGUUACUGAAAUUUGGAAGGAAAAGCCGUGGCACUGACAGCAUGGCUGAUUGGAUUUCUGCUACAACUUCAGAGGGAGAUGAUGAUACAGAAGAUGGAAGAGAUAUUUCCAAUCGUUCAUCAGAUGAUCUAAGAAAGUCAAGAAUGGGGUUGGAGUAUUCCCAUGGUCUCCCUUUUGAAAGUAGCUACAAUGAAACCGAUUAUUUUAGCGAUCAAGUUCAUACAUUGCAGACCUCAAUCCCUACACCUCCAGCAAACUUUAGACUGAGGGAGGAUCACCUUUCCGGAAGCUCUAUCAAAGCGCCUCGAUCUUUCUUCUCUUUGUCAUCAUUUCGCAGCAAAGGAAGUGACUCAAAGCUGAGAUGAGUUGGUAUUUGAAUAUCGGGGGAGUGUUUGUGAUGGAUCUCAUGUUGGUUGAUUGGUAUAUAUAAAAUUAAAAAAUAGAGAGAGAAUGAUUGAAGUUGGCAAACAUGAUGAGUUAUUUUUGGUUGUUGUAUAUGAGGAGGGUAAAUAACCUUAUUGUCGAAUUCCCUAGUCUUUAUUAAGCAAGCAACUAUUCCAUUUUUUUUUUUGGCCUUGGUUCAUUUCGAAUUCUGACAUUGGAAUGGGUAUGUGAAUUGAUGGAUGGAUGUUGUUACUUGUAGUAAUUCCUUUCUAGGGUUGUGAUUCCAUUUGUUUAGUAAUGAUGUGGCAUUUGAUUUUGAGCUAUAUGUAAAUUUGUACUCAUUGUAUCACGACUUGAUCUCUGUUUACCAAAAUUCUGAAUAGUUGUAUUAUUAGAAAAAAGUGAUCGAUGGCUGUGUUGUAUGACCUAUGACAAAUCAAUGAUUAUUUCAUCUGAAUGAGCUCAUUUUGAACAACAAAAUGCUUUUGGUUGAGCAACUGG